AGUUGCUCGAUCCAGCCGCUGCCAUCCACUUUGUAUUCCGUCCCAUCAGACAAGAAAGUAAGACUCGUUGCUUAGAUGAAGUUCGCCGCUGCCAUCAUGCUCGUCGCACUCCUUACAGCUUUCGUGGUGAUGAUCACUGCAGCCGGCGAGAGAAAUGACGAGGCGCGUACGGGAAGUGGUUAUGGCUCUGGAUGCCCUGACCCCAGUGCCUGCACCACAAGCUGCAAAGCCCAGGGUUUCCUCUUGGGCGUAUGCCUCCAACCUCUACUGCAAGUCUGUCUGUACAAUAAAGUCAGACUCGUUGCUGAGAUGAAGUUCACCGCUGCCAUCAUCCUCGUCGCACUAAUUACAGCGUUCGUGGUGAUGAUCACUGCAGCCGACGAGAGAAAUGACGAGGCGCGUACGGGAAGUGAUUAUGGCUCUGGAUGCCCAGACCCCAGUGCCUGCACCGCAAGCUGCAAAGCCAAGGGUUUCCUCUUAGGCGUGUGCCUCCAACCUCUACUGCAAAUCUGUUUGUGUACGUAAAUUUGUUGAAGUCGAUGACUGACUGGCAAUAAAGCUCGCUUGCACAUCUGGU
This is a messenger RNA of Dermacentor andersoni, 577 nucleotides long. RefSeq lists its product as uncharacterized. NCBI's taxonomy places the organism in Eukaryota, Metazoa, Arthropoda, Arachnida, Ixodida, Ixodidae. The record is from RefSeq and is a predicted model, not a curated record.